CAACCUGCUAAAUCUACUGUAAUGACUGAUCCUGCGGUAUUGGCCCAGAGCUCCUCGGUAAACAUAUUCCACGAUGAAUCGAUCUUGCCGCAGCGUAAUGUGAAAACAAGUGAAAAUGUACCCCCGUCGUGUGCGGAGAAAACAUUUUAUGUGCUUUCGAUCAUUCUGAUAGUCCUGACGUUGCCGUGGUCCCUUAUCUGCUGCAUCAGGGUCAUGUCGGAGUACGAGCGGGCGGUGGUGCUGCGACUGGGUCGGCUGCGUACCAAACUGCCCAGGGGACCGGGCGUCAUUUUCCUGGUGCCCUGCAUCGAUGACAUCGUUGUCGUGGAUAUACGCACCAGGUCGUUUGACUUGGAUAGACAGGCGAUCCUAACUCGCGACUCGGUGACCAUCAGCAUUGAUGGAGUUGUGUACUACAGCAUUAAAAGCCCAUUGGAUGCGAUGCUGCAGGUUUACGAUCCGGAGGAGGCCACCGAGAAGCUGGCCAUGACUACGCUGCGCACCGUGGCCGGCACCCACAAGCUAAUGGAUCUGCUUUCCUCCAAGGAGUACCUGUCCAACCAGAUCGAAGGUAUACUGUACAACUCCACAGAGCCUUGGGGAGUGCGUGUGGAGAGGGUGGAGAUAAAGGAGAUCUUCAUGCCGGAUCAACUGAAGCGUGCGUUGGCCGUGGAGCAGGAGGCGAUGCGGGAGGCAAAGGCCAAGGUGGCCGCCGCCCAAGGAGAGCGGGAUGCGGUCAAGGCAUUGAAGGAGGCCGCCGACAUCAUGGAGACCAACCCAAUUGCUUUACAGCUGCGCUACCUACAAACGCUGAACUCCAUUUGCAACGAUAACACCAGAUCCUACGUCUUCCCAUUCCCCGUGGACAUUGUAAGGAAUCUAAUGAAGUGAUUGGACGUGAUUUUUGUGCAAUUGUGCUAUUCCAUAAAUACUCUCCGAACUACAUAUGUUGGUCUCAAUAGGAUCGUUCAAUUAUAUGUGUAUAAGCUCAUGAGAGUUUGUAGUUAAUACUUAAAUAUAAUUGCUCAAUUUAAUAAUUGCAAUUACAAUUAUUACAAGAAUAGAUUAAAUGACAAAGCAAUUUAUUCCCAAA
Messenger RNA from Drosophila elegans, 1093 nucleotides. RefSeq names its product band 7 protein AGAP004871. Bases 22 to 891 code for a protein of 289 amino acids. The transcript is spliced from 3 exons. Lineage: Eukaryota; Metazoa; Arthropoda; Insecta; Diptera; Drosophilidae. Gene Ontology annotation, cellular component: plasma membrane. The record is from RefSeq and is a predicted model, not a curated record.